Molecule: messenger RNA, 465 nt
Organism: Hibiscus syriacus
Lineage: Eukaryota; Viridiplantae; Streptophyta; Magnoliopsida; Malvales; Malvaceae
Product: cullin-4-like
Exons: 5
Coding region: 1-465 (154 amino acids)
Biological process (GO): ubiquitin-dependent protein catabolic process; protein ubiquitination
Cellular component (GO): cullin-RING ubiquitin ligase complex
Molecular function (GO): ubiquitin protein ligase binding
Source: RefSeq, a predicted model, not a curated record
AUGGAUGAAGACAAAGACAAGGACAUGGUGUCUUAUUUGUUUGAAUUCAAGGCCUUACUUGACUCUGUAAUAGAAGAAAGCUUUUCCAAUAAUGAGGCAUUUUACAACACUAUUAAUGAUUCUUUUGAGCAUCUAAUUAACCUUCAUCAGAAUCGACCUGCUGAGCUAAUUGCAAAGUUUCUCGAUGAAAAGCUUCGUGCUGGUAAUAAGGGUACUUCUGAAGAGGAAUUAGAGGGUACACUCGAUAAAGUUUUGGUUUUAUUCAGGUUCAUCCAGGGCAAGGACGUCUUUGAAGCAUUCUAUAAGAAGGAUCUUGUUAAAAGACUGCUAAUAGGAAAGAGUGCUUCUAUUGAUACAGAGAAAUCCAUGAUUUCUAAGCUGAAGACAGAGUGUGGCAGCCAGUUUACAAACAAACUUGAAGGAAUGUUCAAGGAUAUUGAACUAUCAAAGGAAGAUAAAGUAUAA